This is a messenger RNA of Fusarium graminearum PH-1, 867 nucleotides long. RefSeq lists its product as uncharacterized. The transcript has 2 exons. The coding region runs from base 1 to 867 and encodes 288 amino acids. The record is from RefSeq and is a predicted model, not a curated record. NCBI's taxonomy places the organism in Eukaryota, Fungi, Ascomycota, Sordariomycetes, Hypocreales, Nectriaceae.
AUGCGUAUCAGCACCUUUCAUGUGUUGGCAUCAAGCCUUGCUUUCAACAGUGUAGCUGUGGCAAGUGUUUGCAAACCUCGAUCAUCAGAACCUAUCCCUUUGUCUCUAUCAACUUCGGAGGCAUUGAGUUCCACGUUGAUUUCAGCGUCAACAACGGUCGUGACCUACGGUGCAUCUACUACUAGUGGUGUAUUCAUUGGUACUACAACUUCCGAGGCAGUUGUCUCAACAGAUGCAACAUCUUCCACCGAAAUCAGUAUCGUCGAAUCGACAACCUCGACCGAACCCUCGACCGAAACAUUAUCCACAACGGCCAUAUUCUCAGAUUCCUCUAUCACAACAACCGACGUUACGACAUCUACAUCCAUGACUACAUCUUCGGCAACUACCUCACAAGCACCACCACCACUGUUCAGUGCCAUAGCUCUUUAUCACAACAACGAACCCAUGACAUCGGAUCGAGUAAAGGGCCAUUCAUUAUCAUUCCCCAAUGAUGAAAAACCAGAAUACAUUACCAGCUUCUUCGGUAUCGAUCCCAUCAGCGGCCACCUUCUUCUGGACAACACACUGCCUAUUUGUGCAUUUUAUGGAAUCGAAGAUACGAAUCCGAGCCUUGGAGUCUGCCCAACUUUUAUUUCUCAACAGGUAGUACUGAUUACCUGUCAGAUCCGCAACGAUAUUGAGCUGGUUUGUGCUGCGCCAAAGGUGUAUUGCAGCCAAUCUGGAGAAGAUGUCGAAUGUGAAAACCUUGGUUCUGAAUUCGAUUCUAUGGCUACGGUCUGCAAUCAGGACCCAUAUGUCUGUGGUGUUAUUAUGGGAGAUGACACGAUGCCUACCCGAACGCAGAUGUUCAUUUCUUAUCAUUAA